Messenger RNA from Propithecus coquereli (Coquerel's sifaka), 1229 nucleotides. RefSeq names its product lipase maturation factor 1-like. The transcript is spliced from 8 exons. Lineage: Eukaryota; Metazoa; Chordata; Mammalia; Primates; Indriidae. Gene Ontology annotation, cellular component: endoplasmic reticulum membrane. The record is from RefSeq and is a predicted model, not a curated record. Gene Ontology annotation, biological process: protein maturation. Bases 141 to 1208 code for a protein of 355 amino acids.
CAGGAUGGGAGUCCCAGCUCCUGGAAACAGGGUUCCUGGGGGUGUUCCUGUGCCCGCUGUGGACCCUGGCGCGACUGCCCAGGCACAGCCCCACGUCCCGGGUCGUCCUGUGGGGCUUCCGCUGGCUGGUGUUCAGGAUCAUGCUCGGCGCGGGCCUGAUCAAGAUCCGGGGGGACCCGUGCUGGCGAGACCUCACCUGCAUGGACUUCCACUACGAGACCCAGCCGGUGCCCAACCCGAUGGCCUACUACCUGCACAGGUCGCCCUGGUGGUUCCACCGCUUCGAGACGCUCAGCAACCACUUCCUGGAGCUGGUGGUGCCCUUCUUCCUCUUCCUGGGCCGCCGCAUGUGCAUCCUGCACGGGCUGCUGCAGAUCCUGUUCCAGGUGGUGCUCAUCGUGAGCGGGAACCUGAGCUUCCUGAACUGGCUGACCAUCGUGCCCAGCCUCGCCUGCUUCGACGACGCAGCCCUGGGGCCGCUGUUUCCCUCCGGGCCGCGCAGCCUCAAGGGCCGUGUCCUGGCGGUGCAGCAGGAGGACGCCCGCGGGGCCGGGCCCCCACCCAGACUGGGCUGUGUGGUGCGGCGGGCAGCCAACCUCUCGCUGGGCGUCCUGGUGGCCUGGCUCAGCGUCCCCGUGGUCCUCAACUUGCUGAACGCCAAGCAGGUCAUGAACGCCUCCUUCGGCCCUCUCAGGAUCGUCAACACCUACGGGGCCUUCGGAAGCGUCACCAAGGAGCGGACAGAGGUGAUCCUGCAGGGCACAGCCAGCCCCAACGCUAGCGCCCCCGACGCGGUGUGGGAGGACUUCGAGUUCCAGUGCAAGCCCGGGGACCCCCGGAGACGGCCCUGCCUCAUCUCCCCCUACCACUACCGCCUGGACUGGCUCAUGUGGUUCGCAGCCUUCCAGACCUACGAGCACAACGAGUGGAUCAUCCACCUGGCCGGCAAGCUCCUCGCCAACGACCCCGAGGCCCUGUCCCUGCUGGCGCUCAGCCCCUUCUCCGGCAGGGACCCCCCCAGGUGGGUCCGAGGAGAGCACUACAGGUACAAGUUCAGCCGUCCCGGGGGCAGACACGCCGCCGAGGGCAAGUGGUGGGUCCGGAAGAGGAUUGGCCCCUACUUCCCCGCGCUGGGCCUGCGGGACCUGGAGGACUACUUCAGGGCACGGGAGUGGCCGUCCCCAAGGCCACCCAGACGCGCAGCGUGAAAUAAAGGCAGAAGACCCGGC